CAUUCCUCUGUGCACUUGCGUCCCGUGCAACCUGGACAUAAACACUGACCUGUCACUCUUUCAGGUUCCGCAUUUGGUAUUAACUUUGAUAGACUAACGGGACUUACAUCUUUCAGUCAUGCCGAGACGAGCACUCAGAUGUGUUGUUGAUCUUAACAUAAAUACGGUCUCAGCACCAGGGGUAUGGCUGCCCAGCAAAGAAGAUAUCUACUUAAGUGUUUCUGUUUUCAACCAGUACAGAAAUACACGCCUGGUGACUUCACUCUUUCCUUUACUGUUAAAUGAGACGUUCAGGUUUGAAAAGACAUACUACACAGCUGUUGACCGUCAUGUUGCCGAACUCCUUGAAGAUGAACUGAUCAUCUUUGAGCUCUUGCAACUGUCGGAGUACACCGAUGGCGCUGUCCGUCUUGCCACGUUCUCCACCAAUGCCAGGGACUUCCUCUACCCCUAUCCUUCCCUCGCCCCCAUCUACUCCUCUGCGGACAGGGAGAUCCUCAUGAGUAGGACAAUUGCCUUCCCGGGUAUCUCCCCCAAGCUAGAGUUCUCCACUCGAAGUGUAAUCAGGGAAUCUCUCUCUCCAGAAGUAGAUGCCUUAGAAGAUGCCUUAGAGGAUGAACGGCUGAGACGACGAAGGAAAGCAAGGAGAACACCAUCAGCAAGACGGUGCAGAUCCCCGACAGGAAUAUACUACCGAGUCAACAGCGACUACCAGCUGCCAACAUCAGCUUUUCUUUCUCGUUCCAGAUCAUCCUCCCCAAGUCUCAGGGCCAAAUAUGAAGAUAACAGUCUGGAAAGUACUAUUGAUGGACGACCUCCUUUUGUUGUCAGGAAACUCACAGAAGAUUUGAUAGGACGAAACCCAGGAGGUCCUACCGCCAAAAAUGCCAAAUCAAAGAAGAAGAGCAGCUUGUUGAGUCGGUCACCAAGUACCACCAGUCUCAGUCUUCGUCACCUUCAGUGCCCAACGUGUCUUGAUGUAUAUAGCGAGGCCAACUGUCUCGUCUGUCGUGCCUACCGCAGACACAUGGGGCGGCCAUACUGGGGCCACACCCACUUUCACCACCCCACAGGACACAUACAUAAUUACAAAUGGAGAGAGGUAAUUCGCGAGCCAUAUGAAGACCCAGUUCCAGUGUAUGGUUCCGCUAUGGCACAUACGAUGAUGAUGGUGCGUUUACUUUCAUGUUCUUUGUUGAGAUAUGUUUAUGCUGAGGUAGCUGAGCUGACAUCAUCACUGAGAGAUAUCGAAGUGCCCCGACUGCGGCCUCGUUCUGUGAGCCCAGUGCUGUACACCCCAAGUUAGCGCGCCCGAUUUGGCAGCGGUACCUACUCUCCAACCUACAGCCUGAGUAGCCGGGUCGACAGCAUCCUGCGGAGGAACAGGUCUCUUGAAAGACUUGAUCGACUCAGUCCUGUCAAUACUACCCCGAUUUACACAAGGAGGUAUCCAUUCUAUGACUCCCUGGAUGACCUUGAGCUGGAGACCAAGCUGGCUAGAUCCAGGAGCCUUGUACACCUCGAUGAAGGAAAGUACUGGACGCCCAAUGCAGCAAAACUGAGCGGUAAAACACAUCGACAGGUUUUCACUGAUACCCUAAGUACUAUAUAUGGAAAACUUUACAAUACAGCUAGAAAACAGAGUCCUCACAAGUUUACAUAGAUCUGUUUUAUAAUUAACUAUUAUAAUGGACUUUAGUUACAGCACUGGUUGGAACGGACACAUGUUGUCAACAUCUUCAUCAGAGUUGCUGAGAAUACUAAGAAAAUAGAUGAAUAUAGGGUAAAACAACAGACAGAUGAAAUAAUUUAUGUUUGUCACUGCUGUUUAUUUUUGGGGGAAACUAAAAGUGAACAUGCUGAACAGUAUUAAUUCAGCGUAUAUUGUACACAAUUUGUACACAUUUUGUACCAACUGUUCCAACCAGUGAUGGGAUAGAUCUCAUGUUGUUGUGUACAACUGAACAUUCCCCUUGAAUGUUUUAAACAUAAUAUUUCAAUAUGAAAAAUACCCUAUUUUUCUGAUAAUUUUAUCAAAGGAUGAUUUCAUCUUAUAAUACUCUAUGUUGUUAUUUAUUUAUGUUUGUACUAUAAUUCAAUCAUAUUUGUCCAUCAUGAAAUGAGUGAAGUUCUCUUUUAUAAAAAGCAAGGGCUAUGCAAGGUAAAAAAUAUUCAAAUUUCUACUAAAAUUUAAAUUUAUAAAAAGCAAUUGUCUUAUUCCUUAGGAGAGUUGUUUUAUUUAUUAACUUACCAAUGCAAGAAAAAUGCAAUCACAUAAAAAUCAGAUCUUUGUUCUUGCUACCAUUGAACACAGAUCUGAGGCCGUUCCAUUACAGGUGUCUUCAGAAUGACCUGUUUCUGACCAAUGAAAUGACAAACCAAAAUUUGACUUUAGCCAAUCUCAGCUUUCUCAAUAUACUGUAUUAAUAAUAUUUGAACAAAGGACUGGAUUCAGAAUUGAAGUAUGAGACAGACGAUGAUGUGAGGUAUUGUUUCUAACAGCCAUUACUGUCCUUCAUGUUACCACAUGUUAUCCUGUUGGAGGUGGCAUGACUAGACAACAAUCACACAUUCCAACUGUCUUCUUUCCCGAUCUGGCGAGCAAUGCUAAGAUAGUUCUGACCUGACCUGAAAUGGGAUAUCCUAAGAUCUUUGUUUUGCAGUAGUGAGAACUCAGAUGAGAUUUCAAGGAGAUUGAAAAACAUGACCGAAAUAUGUAAUUGAAUUUUGAGAGAAAGAGCUAUGCAUAUAUCAUCAACACAUGCUCAAAUGUUACUGCCAGAGUAUUUUAUGAUCAGUCACUUGUUAUGGAACUGUUUUGUCAAAAGGUGAAGUCCUUUUGAACAGGUUGAAACAGGCCUUAUAUUGUAUAUAAUGUUAUUUGUUACCAUGGACCCUUGCAAAUGUUGCUUUUCACCAAAUGAUUUUAGUAAAUAAGUUUUAGAUCUUAGACAUUGUAUAAUCUUAUAUAUUUACAUUCUUAAAACAAUUGUUCAAUUGUUGAACCUGCUGAAGGUUUAUUCUAUGAACAUGAUUUUGAGAUAUUGUUAGUGGUAGCUUUUAUUACGGUACAAAUCUGUCCACUUGAAUGAUCGAUUGUUAGAUUUGUAUUUUAAAAAACACUCAGUAUUUUAAACAUCUACCUCUUUGUUCAAUCGAAGUAGAUGAGACCUAGGAUGUAAUGAGAAACUCAAUCCUGAAUUGGAACAGUAAAUUUAAACAUUUUUCUUGCUUCAUUUGAAAGUAAAGGAUUUUUCAAGGGAACAGUUAGAUCUUCCAAUGGUGAAAUUUGGUAACAAUAUCUUGAAAGCUUUUCUUUAAAAGUCUCUUUUUCUUAUCCCUUACUUAUAUUUAUUCCCUCUGUAUGAAGGAUUGGUUGUUGAAAAAAAGAUUAAAAAAUGAUGCUAACAACUGACUUCGGUUUACACAGAUAAACAAACAGUGUUCAACCUUUGCUUUGAAAGUUGAAUAGUUCUUAGUAAAUCCCAAUGUUGAAGAUUAAAGAUUUAGGGAGUUCCUAGAUUCCAUUGAAAUGGAAGCAAAGCUGAAGAAUAACAGGAAUGCCUUUAAUUUGGAUUUGAGCAUAAUCGAGUACUGAAAUCAUUAUAUUUUAAAGUGAACAUCAAAUGGCUGUUUUGUGUAGAUUUUAUCUGAUUUCUGUUGCAAGAGUGUGCGAAGGUUUUAGUCACUUGGGACCAUAUGUCUUCUGGACAAGCUGUCUUCGACAUAAUCCACUGUAUCUGUGAUAUAUACAUAAAGUUUGUUAUAUACAUUGUAACCUUUGUUUUCUCUAGGUCUUAUAUUCCCUAAUAAAGUUUCUAUCUCUA
Molecule: messenger RNA, 3827 nt
Organism: Haliotis rubra (blacklip abalone)
Lineage: Eukaryota; Metazoa; Mollusca; Gastropoda; Lepetellida; Haliotidae
Product: spermatogenesis-associated protein 6-like
Biological process (GO): spermatogenesis
Molecular function (GO): myosin light chain binding
Source: RefSeq, a predicted model, not a curated record